Molecule: messenger RNA, 3689 nt
Organism: Closterium sp. NIES-67
Lineage: Eukaryota; Viridiplantae; Streptophyta; Zygnematophyceae; Desmidiales; Closteriaceae
Source: the annotation of a GenBank genome assembly
UCACUUCUAGGCUGGCAUGGUUCUCAGGAUACCAUCACGUCACACAUUCCUCUGCUGAGGCCGUUUAGAUGCUGUAACAGGCUUCCUUCUCACCACUGUCAUAACGGUUCUCCCGAGAAAGACGUUCCGCAGCGACAAUAUCGAGGAAUGGCGGACGAGAGGGAGUUAAAGACGUGGGUGUCGGAUCAGCUGUAUCAGAUACUCGGCUACUCCGAGUCCAGCCUCGUUACGUUCGUCAUCGCGCUAGCCAAGCGAGCGUCCAGCGUGAGCGCUCUCACAUCCAGCCUCUCGUCCAAUGGCCUUCCAGCGUCGCCUGCCACGUCAGCCUUCGCCGGCCAGCUGGCCUCGAGAAUACCGAGCGCCAAGAAAGGCCCUUCAUCGUACAAGACUGAGGAGAAAGCAGCGGCGGAAUUUGCCCGGCGGCAGCAGCAGUACGCUCUUCUAGACGCCGACGAUGACGAGGAGGAGGAGGAGAGGGAGAGGGAGCGAGAGAGAGAGAGGGAGAGGGAGGAGAAGGAGAGGAAGGGACAGGAGAGGGAAAGGGAUGGGCAGGGGGGGGCAGAGGAGGGGGAGGGGAAGAAGAGGAAGCAGUUGAGGCGGAGGAGGGAGGAGCUGGAAGGUGCUGACGAUGAUGAUGACGCCACUGCUCAGGCUCUGGCGGAGUAUCAGCGCAAGAGGGGCAGGCAGAGCGAGCACAGGAGUGGACGGAGGAAAGGAGAGGAGGAGGAGGAUGAAGAGGCGGCAUUGGAGCGGCAGAGGGAGGCGGAGAGGGAGCGGGACCAACUGGAGAGGGAGGAGUUUGAGGAGCGGCUCAAGCAGCGCGACGAGGAGAAAACCAAGAAGCUGGAGCCCAAGCUCUCCAAGAAGGAAGAAGAGGCGUUGAGGAGGAGGCAGGAGGCGGAGCAGCAGCGGGAACUCAUGCCCAGCCUAAGGGAAAUCUCCCGCCAGGAGUACCUUUCAAAGCGAGAAGCCAAGAAGCUCCAGGAACUAGAGGACGAGUUGGUGGACGAGGAGUACCUGUUUUCGGACGUGAAGCUGACGGAGAGGGAGCAGGCGGAGCAGCGGUACAAGCACAAGGUGCUGGGGCUGGCCAAGAAGCAAGUGGAGGACGUGGGCAAGGUGCUCGAGUACCACCUGCCAGAGGCGUACGACAAGGAGGAGAAGGUGCAGCAGGACAAGCGGUUUGCUGUAGCGAUGAAGCGAUACCAGGACGUGGAAGGAGACGACAAAGUCACACCACGUGCAGAGCAGGAGGCGUGGGAGAAACACCAAAUAGGCAAGGCGACGGUGAAUUUUGGGUCCAAGGACCGCAAGGUGGAGGCAGACCAGUACGAGUAUGUGUUUGAGGAUCAGAUCGACUUCAUCAAAGAUACCAUCAUGGCGGGCGAUGACCGGGAGGAGUCAGAGGACGAGGAGGAGAGGGAGCGACAAGCAGAGGUGUCAAAGGCCAAGUCAGCGUUUGACAAGAUACAGGUGGAGAGGAAGAACCUGCCCAUGUACCGCUAUAGGGAGGAGCUGCUGCAAGCAAUUAACGACCACCAGGUGCUGGUGAUUGUAGGAGAGACGGGGUCUGGCAAGACGACUCAGAUCCCACAGUACUUGUACGAGGAGGACUACGGCAAGCGAGGCAAGAUCGGGUGCACGCAGCCCCGCAGAGUAGCGGCAAUGAGCGUGGCGGCGCGCGUGGCCCAGGAGGUGGGGUGCAAGCUGGGGCACGAGGUGGGGUACUCGAUCCGUUUCGAAGACUGCACGUCCGACAAGACGGUGCUCAAGUACAUGACCGACGGCAUGCUGCUGCGAGAAUUUCUCAGCGAGCCCGACCUCGCCAGCUACUCGGUCAUGAUGGUGGAUGAGGCUCACGAGCGGACCUUACAUACUGAUGUGCUGUUUGGGCUUGUGAAGGACAUUGCGCGGUUUAGGCCGGACCUGAAGCUGCUUAUAUCGAGCGCCACGCUGGACGCUGAGAAGUUUAGUGAGUAUUUUGACUUCGCGCCGAUUUUCCGGAUCCCUGGGAGGCGGUAUCCGGUGGAUAUUCACUACACCAAGGCGCCGGAGGCGGAUUAUUUGGACGCUGCGGUGGUAACCGUGUUACAGAUCCAUGUAACGCAGCCGGCUGGGGACGUGCUGGUGUUUCUGACGGGGCAGGAGGAGAUCGAAGCCGCAGAGGAGAUUCUGAGGCACAGAACCAAGGGGCUGGGCACGAAAAUCGCAGAAAUGAUCAUCUGCCCGAUUUACGCCAACCUGCCCACCGACAUGCAGGCGAAGAUUUUCGAAAAAACGCCAGAGGGAGCCCGGAAGGUGGUGCUGGCGACAAACAUUGCGGAAACCUCACUAACCAUUGAUGGGAUCAAGUAUGUCAUCGAUCCAGGGUUCGUGAAGCAGAAGAGCUACAACCCCCGCACGGGCAUGGAGUCUCUCAUAGUCACUCCGGUCUCGAAAGCGCAGGCGAAUCAACGGGCGGGGCGCGCCGGGAGAACGUCCCCUGGGAAAUGCUUCCGGCUGUACACCGCGUGGUCGUAUGCCAACGAGCUGGAGGACAACACAGUGCCCGAGAUCCAGAGAACCAACCUUGGGAAUGUCGUGCUGAUGCUGAAGUCCCUUGGGAUUAACGACCUGCUGAACUUUGACUUUAUGGAUCCACCCCCGGCUGAAACGCUGCUGAGGGCGCUGGAGAUGCUGUAUGCGCUGGGGGCGCUGAACGACAGAGGGGAGCUCACGAAGCUGGGGAGGAAGAUGGCCGAGUUUCCGCUGGACCCUCAGAUGUCGAAACUGCUGGUGGCUUCGGAUAAAUACCUCUGCUCUGAGGAGGCGGCCACAAUCUGCGCCAUGCUAUCGGUGGGCAAUGCCAUCUUCUACCGCCCCAAGGACAAGCAGGUGCACGCCGACAACGCAAGGAUGAAUUUCCACACGGGGAACGUGGGCGACCAUGUUGCACUGCUGCGGGUGUACGAGCAGUGGGCGGAAACCAGCUUCUCCUCUCAAUUCUGCUAUGAGAACUAUAUUCAAGUCCGCAGCAUGAAGAUGGCGAGGGACGUGCGGGACCAGCUCAUGGGGCUGCUGGAGCGGGUGGAGAUCGAGCCGAGCAGCAGCAACAACGACCUGGAGGCUAUCAAGAAGGCCAUCACUGCUGGCUACUUCUACCACACAGCAAGACUACAAAAGAACCGCACGUACCGCACGGUCAAGAACCCCCAGACAGUGCACAUCCACCCCAGCUCGGGGUUGGCGCAAGUGCUGCCGCGGUGGGUGGUGUACCACGAGCUGGUGUACACGUCCAAGGAGUUCAUGCGGCAAGUGAUCGAGAUCAAGCCAGAAUGGCUGGUGGAGAUUGCUCCGCACUACUACAAGCUCAAGGACGUGGAAGACUCCGGCACUCACAAGAUGCCCAAGGUGGUUGGCAAGGCUGCGGAGAAAUAGACACAGGGCAGCACACAAAGACCGCAAGGCAGCAGACGAGUAGACGCGCCGCACAAGCGCUGAGCACAGCAGUCGACAGCAGCGUGCGUUCUUCUGAAUGCAUUUCGUGCAUGCAGAUUAUGCUUGCAUGCACAUUGCACACACGUGGAUGCCAGAAGCCGCUGCAGGGGGGAAGUUCAAGCUGAUUCCCUUGUUCCUCCGAGAUCUCCAUGUUCCCUUACAAUAUUUUAAAGCUCCUCUUUGUCCGCAUAUAAUGAAGUACAGGAAAGAAG